UCAAAGACACGGUUCAUAUGAUGUUGAAGAUGAGCGGGUGGCAGCGACGGAGACAAAAUCAGAGCCGGAAUCUGAGGAGAGAGUGUUCCAGAAGGAAGUGUAUCUUCAUACAUCACCACACCUGAAAGCAGAGCCUGAUACAGCUGCAGAGAUGGCAGCCGAAUCUUUGCCUUUCUCCUUCGGGACACUGUCCAGCUGGGAACUGGAAGCCUGGUAUGAG
Molecule: messenger RNA, 220 nt
Organism: Pteronotus mesoamericanus
Lineage: Eukaryota; Metazoa; Chordata; Mammalia; Chiroptera; Mormoopidae
Product: DDIT3 upstream open reading frame protein
Exons: 3
Coding region: 18-125 (35 amino acids)
Source: RefSeq, a predicted model, not a curated record